This is a messenger RNA of Cooperia oncophora, 405 nucleotides long. NCBI's taxonomy places the organism in Eukaryota, Metazoa, Nematoda, Chromadorea, Rhabditida, Trichostrongylidae. The record is from the annotation of a GenBank genome assembly.
AUGUAUUUACAAGUUGCCACUCUUGUCGUUAUACUUCACUACGUCGACUCUUCAUUGCCAUUCUGCUAUCGGCAACAUCCAAGUGACGAGAAACGGAUAUGCAUCACACCCAACAUAUCGGCAUGCCAUACUUGGAUAAAUAAUCAGUACAAUGGAUUGAGCAAGGGCUCAGUUACAGGGAAUUCAAAUAGUGCAUAUUCAGAUACAGUAUCAAUUUUUCUGCUGAAUUACUAUAUGAAGAACGACUGGAGAGCGUACUGGAAAUCGGCCACGGUGUACACGUUUUCAAACGCUAUACGGCAUGAGCCACUCUCAUACCUGACGGUUUUCCUCUUUACAGUACAGUUCGCCACAUUUCUAAAACACUUCUAUCGUUUGUAUGUCAAAACAUGGAGAAAGUGGUAA